Messenger RNA from Zea mays, 1720 nucleotides. Its product is annotated as Mitochondrial phosphate carrier protein 3 mitochondrial. Lineage: Eukaryota; Viridiplantae; Streptophyta; Magnoliopsida; Poales; Poaceae. The coding region runs from base 349 to 1497 and encodes 382 amino acids. Gene Ontology annotation, molecular function: phosphate transmembrane transporter activity. The record is from RefSeq and is marked provisional. Gene Ontology annotation, cellular component: mitochondrial inner membrane. The transcript has 6 exons. Gene Ontology annotation, biological process: mitochondrial phosphate ion transmembrane transport.
GUCCCGGCGGCGGCCAGCGCUGGGCUCUUUUGCCGUGCCCCGCGGCACUGCCCCCACGCCAUCCGCACACACCCACUGGAAAAACAGCAGCCGCGCGUUACGGCGUUAGCGGCCAAGCCACUUUACGCCAGUGGCCGCCGGCAAGCGCGGUCAGGUCGGGACUCGACGGAGAGAGCUCUCAGCUUCUCCCGACCUAAGUAAGCUAGGUGGACAACGCCUGCAGGCUGCGGCACCAACGCGGCCUUCGCCGCGACCCCCUCCCCAUCUCCCUCCUCCCUACCAUGCGCGAGGGCGAGGCCCACGCCCACGCCCUCCCGUCGAAAACCCAGCUACUCCCGUGCCUCAAAGAUGACGAGCCGCGACAAGGUGGGGUGCUCCUCGAUCCCGCUGCCCCUCGACCGUGUCCUUGCCGCGCUGGUCGCCAGCACCCAGCAACUCGGGAGGGGGUGGGAGGCGGCCUUCCGCGUCCGAUGCGGGAAGGCAGCUGGAGCGGCGGUCGGGGAGGCGGAGGGGAAAGGAGAGGUUAUAGAGAUGCACACGCCGCUGUUCUACGCUACCUGCGCCCUCGGCGGCGUUCUCAGCACCGGCCUCACUCACCUCGCUGUAACGCCGCUCGACCUCGUCAAGUGCAACAUGCAGGUGGAUCCUAGCAAGUACAGGGACAUUACAUCUGCCUUUGGUGUCAUGCUCCAUGAGCAAGGACCCCGUGGCUUGUUCAGGGGAUGGAUGGCCACACUGGUUGGGUACAGCUGCCAGGGGGCCUGCAAGUUUGGGUUCUACGAGUUCUUCAAGAAGUGCUACUCUGACAUUUCUGGUCCCGAGAACGUUGAAAGGUUGAGGACUUUGAUCUACCUUGCAGCUUCCGCGUCCGCUGAGGUGAUUGCGGAUGUAGCUCUCUGCCCCAUGGAGGCUGUCAAAAUUCGGGUCCAGACACAACCGGGAUUUGCUCGCUGCCUGGUCGAUGGGCUUCCGAAGAUUGUCCAAUCUGAAGGUGCCUUUGGGCUUUACAAAGGUCUACUUCCUCUUUGGGGCCGCCAAGUUCCCUACACUAUGAUGAAAUUUGCUUGCUUUGAAACUAUUGUUGAGAUGGUCUACAAGCAUGCUGUUCCGAAACCGAAAGACCAAUGCAGUAAGCCACUACAACUAGCAGUGAGCUUUGCAGGGGGAUACAUUGCUGGAGUAUUCUGCGCGGCUAUAUCUCAUCCUGCAGACAACCUCGUAUCUUUCCUGAACAAUGCAAAUGGAGCCACCGUGGCAGAUGCUGUAAGAACUCUUGGAAUAUGGGGUCUUUUCACACGCGGCCUUCCUCUUCGUAUAAUUAUGGUUGGUACUCUCACAGGAGCGCAAUGGGCAGCCUAUGACGCGUUUAAAGUGUUUGUUGGACUGCCAACAUCUGGCGGAGUGGUUCGUAGCUGUGCUGCUGUGCCUCCUAUUCGCGCCAAGAGGGUGCACCGAGAAGACGUGCUAAACCAACGGAGAGUAGACGUACCGCAUUGAGAAGAUGUGCUGAACCAACAAAGCAGAAUAGGAAAUGUGUUGCGAUUUCACUGAGUUUUGUAGGAGUUCGAAACCAGUUGUUUAAGUUUUAGCUGGUAGAGCAAAAGAGCAUUCACUUUCAAGGGGCUUUUAUUGGAACCUCUUGAACAACAGACAUUGUAAUGAUAAACAGCUUUAGAAAUGCGCCAUGCCUGGUGUAGCAGUACACCAGCACCCCGUCUCU